Messenger RNA from Euleptes europaea (tarantolino), 675 nucleotides. Its product is annotated as zinc finger protein 3-like. Gene Ontology annotation, biological process: regulation of transcription by RNA polymerase II. The transcript is spliced from 2 exons. Lineage: Eukaryota; Metazoa; Chordata; Lepidosauria; Squamata; Sphaerodactylidae. Gene Ontology annotation, cellular component: nucleus. The record is from RefSeq and is a predicted model, not a curated record. The coding region runs from base 1 to 675 and encodes 224 amino acids. Gene Ontology annotation, molecular function: DNA-binding transcription factor activity, RNA polymerase II-specific; RNA polymerase II transcription regulatory region sequence-specific DNA binding.
AUGAAGGCAUAUAAAUGCUUUCAAUGUGGACAGUAUUUCAGAAACAAAUCUGACCUCCUUGUGCACCAAAGAAUCCACACAGGGGAGAAACCUUUUGAAUGCUCUGAGUGUGGAAAGAAAUUCAGUUACAGUUGCUAUCUUCGACGGCAUCAAAGAACCCACACAGGGGAGAAACCUUUUGAAUGCUCCGAGUGUGGAAAGAAAUUCAGUCAGAGUAACCAUCUUCAGCAGCAUCAAACAACCCACACAGGGGAGAGACCUUUUGAAUGCUCCGAGUGUGGAAAGAAAUUUGGUCGGAGUAUCACACUUCAGCAGCAUCAAAGAACCCACAUGGGUGAGAAACCUUUUGAAUGCUCUGAGUGUGGAAAGAAAUUCAGUCAGAGUAGCCAUCUUCAGCGGCAUCAAAGAACCCACACAGGGGAGAAACCUUUUGAAUGCUCUGAGUGCGGAAAGAAAUUCAGUCAGAGUAGCCAUCUUCAGCGGCAUCAUAGAACCCACACAGGGGAGAAACCUUUUGAAUGCUCCGAGUGUGGAAAGAAAUUUGGUCGGAGUACCACACUUCAGCAGCAUCAAAGAACCCACACAGGUGAGAAACCUUUUGAAUGCUCCAAGUGUGGAAAGAAAUUCACUCAGAGUGCCCAUCUUCAACAGCAUCAAAGAUCCCACAGAAGAUAA